GUAUUCUGCUUUGGUCGGGUGGCUCUUUCCUUCGGAGCCAUGUGGUGCAGCCAGUUCUUUCGGUCCCCGUUUGUUCUGGGGCAAUGCAGCCCUUCGCGGGCGCAGUCUGCUUUGGCCCAGCUCAAGCACCUGCUGGAGGGUGAGCUGGAGGGUAUCCGAGGGGCCGGGACCUGGAAGAACGAGAGGGUGAUAACAUCAAAGCAAGGCCCGCAUAUUAAUGUGGAAGGCAGCCGAGGAGGUAAGCCAUUGGGAAAGAGAAAAGAAAGAGAAAAGAAAGAGAAACGGAUCCUUGGGGAGAGGGAUACAGAAACUUAUUUGGCAAUAGUUUCGGGGAAAUCAUGGAGACUGCGCAGCAGGAUGACUGAAAACUCUACCACGGCACCUGCUGCCAAGCCCAAGCGGGCCAAGGCGGUCAAGAAGUCCACGGACCACCCCAAGUACUCUGACAUGAUUGUGGCCGCCAUCCAGGCUGAAAAGAGCCGGGCUGGUUCUUCACGCCAGUCUAUCCAGAAAUACAUCAAGAGCCACUACAAGGUAGGGGAGAAUGCAGAUUCCCAAAUCAAACUGUCCAUCAAGCGGUUGGUCACCACAGGUGUCCUGAAGCAGACCAAGGGUGUCGGAGCUUCAGGUUCCUUCCGCCUGGCCAAGAGUGAUGAACCCAAGAAGGCUCCAGUCAAGAAGGCCAAAAAGGAAGUCAAGAAGGCUACAACACCCAAGAAAGCCGCUAAGCCCAAGAAAGCUGCUGCCAAGUCACCGGCCAAAAAGCCUAAGCCUGCAGCCAAGAAAGCCAAAAAGAAGCCAGCACCAGCUCCAAAGAAAGCCAAGAAGCCAAAGACUGUCAAGGCCAAGCCGCUGUGGCCAUUUAUUUUGGGAUUCUUUUUCUCUUACUUUCCAAAUUUUCAGAAUAUACAUAAGGAUCUGGAGGAGAAGAUCGCUCGUUUCCAUCAAAGAGAAGACGCCAUUCUCUACAUCAGCUGCUUUGAUGCCAAUGCUGGGAUCUUUGAGGCACUUCUGACGCCUGAAGAUGCAAUACUGUCAGAUGAAUUGAACCAUGCCUCCAUAAUUGAUGGAAUCCGUCUUUGUAAAGCCAAUAAGUAUCGUUACAAACAUAUGGAUAUGCAAGAUCUGGAAAUCAAGCUGCAGGAGGCACAGAAAUGUCGUUUGCGGAUGGUGGCUACAGAUGGUGCUUUUUCCAUGGAUGGUGAUAUUGCCCCGUUAAAGGAAAUAUGUAGCCUCGCUCAGAAAUACAACGCCUUUGUUUUUGUCGAUGAAUGUCAUGCCACUGGAUUUCUUGGGCCUAAUGGCAGGGGCACUGAUGAGCUUUUGGGAGUGAUGGAUCAAGUAACUAUAAUCAACUCAACACUUGGAAAAGCUCUUGGGGGAGCAGCAGGUACCAGUUUCAGCUAAUGCUUUUAACAUAUA
This is a messenger RNA of Thamnophis sirtalis, 1422 nucleotides long. NCBI's taxonomy places the organism in Eukaryota, Metazoa, Chordata, Lepidosauria, Squamata, Natricidae. The record is from RefSeq and is a predicted model, not a curated record.